CUGUGGAAUCGAAACAACUCUAAAUGAGAACAAAUCGCUCUUUUAUGUUCAAAACACACGUAAUGAAGAAAUGUGCUUUGACUUUAUAGCUAUUUCUCAAAGGACUAUUCUUGAAAUAGGUGGUUGUGAUUUCACUCAAAGUGAUACAGCUGAUCUACGGGUAUUUCCAAGAAAUUGUUAUAGGCGCGAAACAAAAGAGGAAUGCAUCAGAUGGUCCGCCAAAGUACUGGAUGUAAUUAAAAUUGCCUUAGAUCCGUAUGGUUAUUGUAAAUUCACGAUGAUGAUAACCGAGAAAAUGCCGAGUGUGGUAAUUCCCUUUUGUUUGUUUAACCGUGACAACGCAAUGGACUCGCAACUUAAAAGAGAAUCACCCUACUUUCAAUGGUCACCAUAUCAAACUGAUCCACCUAUCCCAGCAAACAUGACGAGCCAAAGCAACUGUAGAAGAGUUCUAAACAGUGAUGAAUUGAGUACAUUGGAAACAGAAAAAAUUCCCAUCCAGAAUAUCCUGUGUGUUGAGGAAACCUUUUGGCAGUUUUGGUAUGUGAUCAAUUUCUACAAAGGCCGGUAUUUCUUGAGAGGCUUAAAAUUUCAUUGGAACCACCGAUAUUACGUUGAUAUAUUGUUAUACAUUGACCAGAUCGCAAUGCACGCAAAAGACAUUUCUGCUCUACGCCCAAUUCCGGAAAUAAAACAACCUAAAGGAUUCAACGCUCCAGACAACCUCAGUUUCGGAAACUGCGGAAGGAAACCGACAUCAACAGGAACGAAACUAGAAAAGGACGAUUCUUCCACAGAAAUACCAUCGAUCGCUGGUCAAAUUUUCCGUGGAAACAUUUCUCAGACAGGCGAUCAUCCUUGGCACGUUUACAUUGAGAAUUUGAUGACUGGAGGAGCCUGCGGCGGGACAUUGAUUUCACCGACGGUAGUUUUGACUGCGGCACAUUGUAUUUAUGGAUCGAAAGCAGAGGAUUUCAGAGUUUCUCUUGGGUUGUAUGAUAAAAGAAAAAGAAGAGCCCCUGGUGUUCAGAGAAGAAAGCUCAGCAGUAUGAUCACGCACCCGAAAUAUGACUCUGCGGAAUUCAUUAGUGACGUCGGACUUGUGAUUUUGAAGAAAAAAGUAAAAAUAACCAACAAUGUCCGACCGAUUUGCUUGUGGAACGACGACUCUGACUCAAACUUGGCUCGCGUCGCUGGAACCAAAGCUAUGGCGGUUGGGUUUGGGCUCGUCGACAACCACACGCGCACAGAUGAUCUGCAAGAGGUUCGACUGCCGAUUUUAACUCACAAAGAAUGCUACUUGUCGAAAAGAAAUUUCUUUGCGAAAUAUUUGCGGCCGGGAGACAACUUUUGCGCCGGCUACACGAACGGAACCACCACCUGCAACGGGGACAGCGGAGGCAGCCUUUCCGUGGAAAAAGACGGCCGUUGGUUCAUCAGGGGCAUUGUCAGCUUUGGAAUGUCGAAAAUAGUGAAGUUUAAGGGCAGAAAUAUAUCGUUGUGUCACCCUUAUCAAUAUACGUUGUUUGCUGACAUCGCGAGGUCCAUCGACUGGAUCGUUCCAAACACGCCGGAAAUUUCAUUCCGAAAAAUCCAACGUUGUCGGUGGUAUUCUAUUUUUUUUGGAAAAUGAAGAUUGGCCUGAUUAAGGUCAUAUAGUAAAGGUUGAACAGUAAAGAGUAGAUAUAGAUAGAUAAUCUUUCAAAGACAUGUUUUUUCUAUGGUUUUUGAAAAUAAAUGGUUAUAGAAGUUUUGA
This is a messenger RNA of Cloeon dipterum, 1756 nucleotides long. RefSeq names its product clotting factor B-like. The coding region runs from base 71 to 1633 and encodes 520 amino acids. The transcript is spliced from 11 exons. Gene Ontology annotation, biological process: proteolysis. Lineage: Eukaryota; Metazoa; Arthropoda; Insecta; Ephemeroptera; Baetidae. The record is from RefSeq and is a predicted model, not a curated record. Gene Ontology annotation, molecular function: serine-type endopeptidase activity.